AUGCCAGGACACCCUUCAUCAACCACAAUAACAACUCCAGUUGAAAAGUCACCAAAAAAAAUUAGUAAAUCAUUUGUCAAAAGUUGUGAUGACAAUGUCAAAAAGUUUAACACAUUUAAAAUUAAACAAAUUUCUGAUAAUAUUUUUUGCAUAGAGGAAAAUUGUAUUAAUUUUGAUGUAAAAUCUCUUAUUUAUCUUAUAAUUGGUGAUGAAAAAGCUUGCCUCAUUGAUACUGGUUUUGGUUCUGAUGAUCUUAAUGAAUAUAUACAAUAUUUAGGAAUUUUAAAGGAUAAUAUGAAAAUCAUUGUUAUUAAUACACAUAAUCAUUGUGAAGUGGUUGGUAGUAACUGGAGAUUUUCUACAACUGGAAGAUUAGGAUUAUCACAUAAUUGUGAAGAUUUAUGCGCUUCUAGUUACAAUAAGAACUAUACUAAAAUACCAGUAGAUUCUAAAUAUCAAUGGAAUGUUAAAUUAUACAAAAUAACAAAAUGGUUAAAUGAUAAUGAUGUAAUUUUAUUGGGGAAUGAUAAAAAAAGUAAAAAUAUAUUAGAGAUAUGGCAUACUCCUGGUCAUACACCAGAUUCACUUAUUAUAUGGUAUUCAUAUGGAGGGAGAUUCUUUGUUGGUGAUUUAUUUUAUACAUACACUGACAUUUUAUUGACAUAUGAUUACAGUAGUAUUAAAAAAUAUGUUGAAUCAAUAAGAAGACUUUCAAAUUUUAUUAAAAAUUAUAAAAAACCAGAAAAAUUAAAAUAUAGUUCUUCUAAAAUUGAUAUUGAUGAGAAAUGUGUUCCAAUAAUAAAAAAUUUUCAACAUUUUCUUUAUGGUGUUAUAACAGGAUCCCAGAAAUGUCAACUAGUAAGAUUAAAUGAUGAUCACCAUGAAGGAGUAAAAUUUGAGACUAGAGAUAAAAUUAUUUCACUAACUUUAUCUUCCAAAAUUUAUAGACUAUUAAAGGAGGCUCGAACAAAGAGAAAUACUUAUACAAGUUCCGUUGCUUUAAACAGUGUACCUGCUGGCAAUUUGAUAAAGAAAACAACAAGGUUAUAG
Molecule: messenger RNA, 1050 nt
Organism: Strongyloides ratti
Lineage: Eukaryota; Metazoa; Nematoda; Chromadorea; Rhabditida; Strongyloididae
Product: Beta-lactamase-like domain-containing protein
Exons: 6
Coding region: 1-1050 (349 amino acids)
Source: RefSeq, a predicted model, not a curated record